UGCACUGCACAAAGUGUGGUGACGAAGAAGAAGACUUGUGUGCAGGCUGCUGGUGACAGGCGAGUAACCAGUAACCAGUAACCAGUAACCAGUAACCAGUAACGCUCCCCUCAACAACUAACCAGACGUUACAUAUUAGCUUCAUGGCGACUCUUUUCAUUGUGCCAAAUAUUUGGGACGUAUAACCGCUCCGUUAUUUGGUGUCAGUCAGGUCAAGUGGUGACACUUGGAGUUAGUUAUUCGGUAACGUUGACUUGAAAGACCUCAGUCAGGAUAGUAUUAAAGAUGGGUGACAUCAAGCCGUCGACGUCUCAUGCUUUCCAGUCGGAGGGUUUCAAUCCGCCUUACAGGAAGAGAAAGAGGACAGUGGAAGAUUUUAACCAGUUUUGCACAUUUGUCCUGGCAUAUGCUGGUUACAUCCCAUACCCCCAAGAGAACUCUUCCCUGCGCAGUACGUCGAGCCCCCCCAACAGCACUGGAAGCACAGUUGACAGUGACGGCUGGACCCCGGGCCCUUCAGCGUUUUGUCCCCAACGCCCCCUCGCGGACCCCCUGGAGAGGAGCAGGAAGCGUCCAAAGCUGGGCGUCACACUGUCCAGUCCCACCAGAAAAGAUCACACUUUCCCCAGCCUGCAUCCAGACGAGCGCAGGAACCGCGAGAAGCUGAAGAAGAAGAAGAGGAGGAAGGAGAGAGAGCUUCAGAGUGAUGAGGAACAGGAGCAGUCUCACUUGACCGUCACAGGGCUGCAGACUCCCUUCUCCUUCAAAGGCUUGCCUAUAAAAGAGGAGCCGGACGACGACAUCAGCAUUUCCCUUCACCCUCCGCACACAUCAGCUCCUUGCGAAGAGGAGUCCACAGAAAGACCACCUGAGAUGGAGCAGGUGUGGGAGAAGGUCAAGGAGCAGAAAGUGAGCAGCCUCUCUGCCAACAGAACAGUGUUUCGUCAGGGCAAGCAGGUGGUGUUCCGUGAUGAAGAUGGCUCAGGAGAGGAUGAGGACAUCAUGGUGGACUCGGACGACGACUCGUGGGACCUGGUGACGUGUUUCUGCAUGAAGCCCUUCGCCGGCCGGGCCAUGAUCGAGUGCAACAAGUGCAACACCUGGAUCCACCUGUCCUGCGCCAAGAUCCGCAAGAGCCACGUACCGGAAACGUACGUGUGCCAGAGCUGCCGGGAGAGCCAUGCCACCCUGGACGCCCGCCGCUCCCACCGCUCUCGCUUCGGUCCACGGAAGCACCUGCUAGAGUGACCUGGCAACCUCACUAUUUUACCUGUUCACCUGCAGACUCAAUCCCAGUCUGCCACAUGGCGUACUUCUACUGGCUCUCACCGACACUGCAAGUGCAUGCUGGGAAGUGUGGGUGUGCACUGGUUAAAGCAGGCCGGUGACAGGUGUGUUCACCUGAAAGUGCACAAGUGGCUGUUUGGAUGGAGCCAGCCAGGCUUUGACGCAGCUUCAGUAUUAAGAUGACACUUGAAGUCAGUGCAGGACAAGAAGUCUUCCUACCUUGUCCACACAAUACUUCUUUGUAGCGUUUACUUCCACACACCAAUAUAUUGAUACAAUUCUUCUUUGACUUCA
This is a messenger RNA of Entelurus aequoreus (snake pipefish), 1581 nucleotides long. RefSeq names its product PHD finger protein 13 (gene phf13). The transcript has 5 exons. Lineage: Eukaryota; Metazoa; Chordata; Actinopteri; Syngnathiformes; Syngnathidae. Gene Ontology annotation, biological process: mitotic chromosome condensation. The coding region runs from base 286 to 1248 and encodes 320 amino acids. Gene Ontology annotation, molecular function: chromatin binding. The record is from RefSeq and is a predicted model, not a curated record.